Molecule: messenger RNA, 1374 nt
Organism: Angiostrongylus costaricensis
Lineage: Eukaryota; Metazoa; Nematoda; Chromadorea; Rhabditida; Metastrongylidae
Source: the annotation of a GenBank genome assembly
AAAGUGAAUUCUGAAAUUUAUUCCCAUUAUUGCUUUAACGAAGUUAACAUUAAUACGCUUUCAGUUCACAAGGUGAACGCCUCUUUCGGAAUCAAAAAGGCAGACGUUGAAGAGCAACAGAAACUUUUUGUCAAAGUUUCUCACAAAAUGAGAUUCUGUUUAGAGGUUCUAGAAAACAACCACUUUUUGAAUUGGCUUUUGGUGCAAGAAUUCGACCUCGCCUUCGCUCACCCUUACGACGUCUGUCCAAUAGGACUCAUUCACUAUGCAAAGAUCCCAUCGUGGAUUUGGCUGAGCAGCGCCGACGAUACCAAGCUAUUCACAAAGAUUCCUUAUAUCCUUAAAACAUCGAUAAUGGAAAGCAGCGAUCAGAUGAAUUUCGUGGAAAGAGUGAAGAGUUUUGUUGGACACGCAUUGACUAUCCCUCUAUGGAAAAGAAUGCUUUCCGACCGUGAGACGGAACUUUUUCGCAAUCUGAUUGGUCCGAACUUUCCCGAUAUCGUCGAUGUUGCCAAAGAAUGUCCACUGGUAAUGGUAAACUCUAACGAACUUUACGAGGCGCCAAGACCAACACUGUCGAAAAUUGUGAACAUUGGCGGUGUGGGCAUGGAAUUUAAGGAGACCAAUCCUCUACCUGCUGAGUUCCAACGAAUAAUAGACGACGGUGUGGGAUUGGUGGUGUUUUCCUUUGGCUCCGUAGUUCCUAGCCACAAGAUGCCAACUCUAUGGAAAAAAUCCUUCCUCAAUGCCUUCAGAAGCUUUCCAGAACAUCAUUUCGUCAUGAAAUAUGAAGGAACAGACUUGCAAGAUCAGCUUCCUCCAAAUGCGCACGUGUUCAAAUGGUUGCCGCAAAUCGACCUUCUAGCGCAUAACAAAACCAAAGCAUUCAUUUCCCAUGGAGGCUACAACAGUUUACAGGAAGCGAUCAUUGCUGGUGUUCCCUUGAUAACCAUAGCGCUGUUCGGUGACCAGCAGAAGAAUGCGAAGUUGGCUGAGAAGCACGGAAUUUCUGUGAAUAUUAGAAAGAACAGCCUUACCGCAGACGCUAUCGUCAAUGCGCUUAAGAAGUUAUUCAAUGACCAUAGUUACACGCAAAAUAUCAGGCGACUAUCAAGCAUGGUGAAAAAGAGACCAGUGAAGGCUGAACAUCUUCUGGUGGCUUGGGCGGAAUUCGUUGCUGAAUUCAAAACUCUCGAAAACUUAGUUCCUGCCGGCAGCAACCUUGGUUUUCUCCAAUACCAUUCAAUUGAUGUUAUUGGAUUCUUGUUCAUUGUUCUAGUUUCAAUUCUCUUCGUCGUGUACAAGUUCCUACUUUUCAUUGUUACGAAGCUAUACCGUUUAACAUUUCAUUCUAGGAAGCAAAAAGAAGCAUAG